CAGAGGAGGGUGAGUUUAGGGAAAGACGGAGCCUCCCUGUCAAUCACAAUUAAGGAACCAUGGGAGUAAACUGGUAGGGGAGCUCGGCGGAACCACUGUGUUUACGGGAAAGCUUGAUUUAUUUUGCGUAGAAACGACAACUAUGCACCAGUACACUGUGGGACAUUUACAUCUUAUCUCGCCAACUGGGAAUCGCUCCACUUUAACGGCAAUCAACAUGAGGCGUCACAUAUAACAACAAAAACUUGGCGACUUUCAGUUGUGCUGGCGUCAAUUUUUUUUGUUUCAUUUUGGGCAAAAUACACAAACGCUCAAUGGUAUUUGUAUAAAAGGCGUCGCCGCGGAGGUUUAUCAUCACUCCAAGCCCAGGAUUUAUUCGUUUAUUUGACUACAACUCGUGGAAAAUCUGGUCUGUGCAUUUCAGACAACUGCCUUGUCUGUCGGCACAAGAAGACACUCCCAAAACACACGAAGCUCAAACUCCAGAGAGAGAGAGGUAGAAAGGAGCAGCUAUGAGUGGGGGAGAUGUGGUGUGCUCGGGGUGGCUGAGAAAGUCUCCUCCUGAAAAAAAGUUGAGACGUUACGCAUGGAAGAAGCGGUGGUUUGUUCUUCGCAGCGGCCGUCUGACGGGCGACCCAGACGUGUUGGAGUACUACAAGAAUGACCAUACCAAGAAGCCCAUCCGCGUGAUUGAUCUCAACUUGUGUGAGCAGGUGGAUGCUGGGCUGACAUUCAACAAGAAGGACUUGGAGCACAGCUUCAUAUUUGACAUCAAGACCAUUGACCGUGUCUUCUAUUUAGUAGCUGACACAGAAGAAGAGAUGAAUAAGUGGGUUCGCUGCAUCUGUGACAUCUGUGGUUUUAACCCCACUGAUGAUGAGGCUGCAAAAGCUGCUCACCAGUCAGUCAUCGGAAGCCUGGUGGUGGAUACCCCCCCACACCCAGCACUGGGGAAUAUUGUUGGCCCAGCAGCAGGGAUACUGUCCAGCGUGCCUCCUCCAUACCAGCCAGUCAAUGUGCGACACCUGGACUCUCAGUCCAGUACUGAAGAGCCUCAGGAUUAUCUGUGGCUGGUGAACUGUGAGAGUAAAAAGCCUGAACCAAACAGCUCAGUACAGCUCCACUCUCCAUUGGAGGGAGACCAGGAGUAUUUUCUCCUGGAGGAGUGUGAGAGCAAGACUCUUCCUCCACAGGCUAGUCUAGCCCAUGCUGAGUGUUCCAAGUCUACCUCUUCAGAGACGGACCUGAAUGACAACCUCCCCUCUCACCGCACACCUACAUCCUCCACCUCCUCGGCCAAACACUCCUCGCAAAACGGCUUCUUCCCUCAGCACCCGGCCCCUGCCUCUGCCUCUUCCAUCUACGACUCUCCUCCGUCACGUGGUGCCUCACUCUCAACUGACAGCGGCCUUUACCACCUCCCUCGCAGCUACUCCCAAGACACUGUGCUGCUUCCAAAGUCGGCGUCCUCCCCCCUAGCCCACCCAGACAGUGGGGAUGCCUCUGAGCUUUAUGUCUUCAACACACCGUCACGGAAGCCGUCAAUGGAGACACAGUUGCGCAACCUUUCCAUCAGUUACGAUAUUCCACCCACGCCCGGAGCGAACUGUACCUACCAGGUGCCCCGCACGUUGUCAUCGUCGACAAGCGUAGGAGGCUCAGAGGGUGGGGGAGAUGUAGUCCCCCCUCCAAGACCACCAAAGCCUUCACUCAGUUCGACCUCAGGACCCCCACCACCCCCUGCUGAGCGCUCACCUACGGACACCUAUUGUGUGCCUCGCUCAGCCUCAGAGACAGACGGGAACUACUGUGUGCCUACUAGUGCUGGGAAUAAGGCCUUACGCAGCAACACUAUAGGAACUGUGGAUUGUUCACGCCUCCGCAAAGAUUUUGGAUCCCAGGAUUGCUACGAUAUUCCUCGAUCAUUCCCCUCUGACAAAAGCUGCUCGUUUGACUUCAACGAAAGCUUCAACAGCUACUUCAAAAGCAAAGGCAUGAUGCCAGUGGGCAGCCAGUCCACAGAAGAGGUGGACCAGAACUACGUUCCCAUGAGUGCCAACUCCCCAUCACAUCAUCACUCAGGCAGUUUGUCAGAACCAAUGCACGAACCCAACUAUGUGCCCAUGACUCCCAGCACCAUGGAGUUCUCCUCUCUGGGAAAACAGGUCCCACCACCAGCCCACAUGGGAUUUCGCUCAAGUCCCAAGACCCCUCCUCGCAGGCCAAUGAUCAGUGACUGCCAGCCCCCACCCGUGGACAGAAAUCUCAAACCUGAUCGAAAAGGUCAGAGUCCUAAAAUAAUAAGAGCAAAAGGUGUUGGUUUAGAGCGAACCGACUCUCAAACCGUAGGUGAAUUCCCAAGGGGACGACGCAAGGGAAAACCCGCUCCACUGGAGAUCAAACCACUGGCUGAGUGGGAGGAGCCCUGUACACCUGUCCGCUCACCUGUCACACGCUCAUUCGCUCGGGAUUUCUCUAGGUUUCCAAUGCCAGCGAGACCCCCAUCAGUGCAUAGCAUGGCCUCCAGCACUGACUCCGAGGAGUGUGAAGAGAAUUAUGUAGCCAUGGUCUCUAAUAUGUCCACAGAUGAACCAAACAUGAAGCUUGUUCCACCCAUGACCACGGAUGGUGGUAGCAGCCCCAUGGUGAAACCAAAGGGAGACAAACAGGUGGAGUACCUGGAUUUGGAUCUUGAUCCCGGAAAGUCCACCCCACCCAGGAAGAUGAAAAGCAAUGGAUCUGGUAUGGCAGCAUCAGAUGAGCGCGUUGACUAUGUAGUUGUGGACCAGCAACGGACACAGGCUCUUAAAAGCACCAGGGAGGCCUGGAACGAUGGGCGUCAAUCCACAGAGACGGACACGCCGUCCAAGGGACCCAAGUGACCCUGAUGUCCUCACCGCCAAAAACCACCCUCCAAGCCCCCAAACCAUUGGGCCAUUUUCACUAGUGUUGGCCCUGGUGUGUGCUUUGGGGUGGGCCAGCUCUCACGUUCCACUUCGACAAGACCCUUUGUGUGUGUGUGUAGGGGCCAGUGGAGCUUCUUAGCCACUCAACUGCUUUUAGUUUACACUGCUGUCAGGCUGAAACUGCACAGUGUGUACAGUUGUGGGAAGAGGUGCAGGUCACGAAUAAGCUGUGUGCAGUAUGAAAGCAGAUGAAAUGACUGGACUCGUCCUUGGGGUUUGACAAAAGCAGACUCAUGAACUUGAACAUUCACUGCCUCCUGUAUUGGAUUUCUUUUCCCCACCUUUUAAUGGCCGGUGGACUGAUCCAGACUUAACAUUUCCUUAAAUUAUAAUGCUGUUUGUUGUUGUUUUGAAGUGUAAAUGAAAAAAAAAAAAAAAAAAAAAUCACUUGAUAACGUGACAUUCAAAAAUAUGACAUCAAAAUUCAAUGCAACUCUGUAACAAGCUAACAGUGUUGGUGUUUCAGUUUAUCCUGUUUGAGUGGGGUGAAGUUUCCAUGGACACUGUUCACAGGUCAUUUCCACCAUUUCUUCACUUUGUCCUGGCAGAUGGCUGAAAUUUUAACUGUUAACGUCACACCAGAGUCUUUUAACCAUUUUCUUUUAAUGCUAAGGCAGUUGAAUUUGUUCAUUUUACAUGUAACCAAGUGCUCAAAUGAAGCUUUGGCUUCACACAAAGAUAAAUCCACUGAACAUGAUUUGAUUUCCAUUUACUUUGUAAGUGGAUAUGCUUUAAUCUGUUGAAAUGGAAGUGCAAAGACUGUACAAAAGUGUUAUGUAAAAAGUGUCCUUUAUUUGUAUGGAAUAUCCAGUGUGUUUGGCUCGAAGGUAUGUGGAUUCUGCAGGGUAGAAUCCUGUGCCUGUUUUAGGUGGUAUCAGGACUAGUGAGUAAUGAAUUACUGUGAGUUUUAGAACGUGACAGGUUUUCUAUAAGUUAUACAAAGGUAUCCAACAUAGGCUACAGUGAGAAAAUAUCAGGUACUUUAAAAUGCAAACUAACACAACUAUCCACUUCUAAUUUAUUUCUCAAGUUAUUUCAUCAGGUGGAUGUCGUAUUCACUUUCAGCUCAGUAUUGUUGAUUCAUAUGGAGGAACAUUUGCUUAAGUCUGUUGAGAUGCUUAGUUUGACAAGCUCUGGUCAAUUAGUUUCACAAGUUCUCCCCUUAGGUUUAAUUUAAUUCAAAAUGAACUGGCAUACAGUGUUGGGAAAGUGACCACCUCCUGCAGUCACCUCGAUACAACUUUUAUAGACAGUGAAAAAUUCGUUGUCUGCAUCAAACUGUGCUUUAUUAACCUGUGAACUCUGUCAGAAAUCCCAAGCAUGUGCUGCCACAACGUAAAGUCAUUGCUGUACAUAUUUCGCCGUCGGUUGGAUUAACAUGUAUCAUUUGAAAAAUGUGCCUACUAAGUCGACUUCGUUCUACUUUACUCUUUCUAUGUUGCGGUCUCUUUGUGAUGUGGACUGCAAAGCUGAUGACGCUUUAUCUUUUUUAAUGAAUCUGAACAGAAAAUGUAAAUUUUAAAAAUGGACUAAAUAAAAUCAAACCUCUGA
Solea solea (common sole) is the source of this 4517-nucleotide messenger RNA. RefSeq names its product GRB2-associated binding protein 1 (gene gab1). Bases 513 to 2882 code for a protein of 789 amino acids. The record is from RefSeq and is a predicted model, not a curated record. The transcript has 14 exons. NCBI's taxonomy places the organism in Eukaryota, Metazoa, Chordata, Actinopteri, Pleuronectiformes, Soleidae.